Messenger RNA from Acanthopagrus latus (yellowfin seabream), 7279 nucleotides. RefSeq names its product solute carrier organic anion transporter family member 1C1-like. Gene Ontology annotation, biological process: transmembrane transport; sodium-independent organic anion transport. Gene Ontology annotation, cellular component: membrane. Lineage: Eukaryota; Metazoa; Chordata; Actinopteri; Spariformes; Sparidae. The coding region runs from base 4336 to 6771 and encodes 811 amino acids. The transcript has 15 exons. The record is from RefSeq and is a predicted model, not a curated record. Gene Ontology annotation, molecular function: protein binding.
GACACUUUUUGUGCCUCAGUUUACAUGUGACUUACCCUUUUCAUCUACACAAAGUGACCCACUAUACAAUUGUUAUAGUCCUUUUUGGAACAGCAAAAAUCAAUAUUUUAAUAUUAACAAUGUAACCAAUGAUUUCUCCAUCACUUGAGGUGAUUAAUUGGAAAGAGAAUUAUAUGCAAAUAAGGACAAAAGUGAAAUUUCUUUUUUUUUUUAAAAACAGCCCAACCUGAAGCUCUUAACCCACCAAAGUUAGUGGUUACAUUUAGCAGCUAAAAAGUCAAAUUCUGCUAAAUGCUAAAAAAAAUGUGAAUACUGAAUUACAUAAAUUAUGUGGCCAAGUGAGGGGGACAAAUUGUUCAGAGGUCUAUUGAGUGAUUCAUUAUCCUCUCGCAUUCAGUUGCACCUCUCCUUAGUGGCUAAAGAACCACAAACAGCACAGUGCCAAAGGACCGACUUCAGGUCUUUAUAAUUAUAUACUAUCAAAAUCUAAAGUCAAAAUCUAAAACCUAAAGCUGCCAAACUCUGUUUGAGUUGACCCUCGAGCAUCUACAGGGUGAGUAACCAGAUUAUUAAGUGCCAAAUGACAACACUGAACACGAAAAGUUCUGUAUAGCACCAUUCCUGUUUCAAAUAAUCAGCACCAAAAUGGAACAGUAGUGACAAAGUAACAGGGUAAUAAGCCAUAUCAUUUAAUGGCAAGAAGCAACAUUUUGAAAUAAAAUUAGGAAUACAGUAGUAGUAGUGAAAUUAUUGUAGAAUUUAACCUUAAAGUCCCUUUUAUGCUUUUAUUGAUAUUUUCUCUCAGCCAGUUAUAAGAGAUGUUCUAAGGACUUUGGUUAUAAUUUCUCCGCACCUGCUGUGAAGACCUUCCCUGUUCAUUCCUGCUGCUGCUGGCCUCUGGUCCACUGUCUCCUACCUGACCCUGCUCUUUCUAUUGUAUAAAAAUUAAAACAAAUAUGUGCAAAACAAUAGUGAGCACAAGUUCUGUGCAGAAAUUAAGGAGAAGUGGGUUCAUUCCAAGGUGGUAGGUGUAGUCAAGUAAGAGUAUUGUUACUUUAGAACAAUAUUACUUAUAUAGAAGUAAUAGGUAGUCAUCCAAACAUUACUUGAGUAAGAGUAAAAAAGUAUUUGGAGAAAAAAGUACAGAGUAGCCUCACGUCUGAUUUAUUCAUCAAAUAAGAACAUUAAUCAUUCAAUCAAAAUGAUAAUCAGCAAAUUCAUGUAUUUUAAACUUUAACUGCCACAAAAAUAACAUAGUCAAAGGAACACAAAUACAUUUAUAGUCUUGCAUACAUUAUUUUAUACCCAGAAGUGGGUAAUGUUAGAGUAGCCACAAAUUGUAACGUUAGCAGGGAUGGAAAACAUGUUUGUCCACCUGCCACUGUGGCUGGUAAAUUCUAAAAUCUACCAGCCACUCAACAUGUUAACCAGCCACUUUUAAAUUAAAAAAAAAAAACAAAAAAACAAAGGCUCAGAAAAAAAAUAACCUCCGUGCGUAUGUUAUCCCUAAAAGAAAAUAUAUAGCUACAGACAACACAAGAGCGUGAGCAGAGUCAGUGACACCAAUAGCUUUCCCUUCAUACACGUGCAUUGAGAAUCAGUCUGGCUCGCUUAAAGUUGAAGGUUGUUAUUACGUGAUCUGUCAAACUUUGUCUCCUCUGUGUUUACUCUGUGAAUCAGCAGUGAGCUCCCCUUGUGUAGGACAAAAGUGAUGGUUCAACUAUUAUUGCCAUGGGUUUGUUUUUUCAACAUGUUAUGCAAUAUAUUGUAAAUGUUAUGAACAGUGUAAUAUUGUAGGAUUGUAAAACCCUUUUAAUCGCUACACUCGCUGUUAAGGAAGCUAUUAAAGCUAUAAAGGAUUGCUUUUGCAAGCUACCAAAUGCUCCACACUCGGAGGAGCUGAAUUAGAGCAAAGGGGAGAAGUUACAAGGAGAAAUCUAGUUUGAUAAACUAAGCUACAGCACUUUCCCAAAGUAGUUUGUUAAAAAAUGAUCAUGGGAUACAAAAUAAUGCAAAACAUAGCACAAAGUAGUGAAAAACAAAACAACACACUUGUUCACAGAUCAGAAAUAAGCAAAAGCUACCACUCAUAGAAAGUGCCAGGAAUGUCAGCGUUUGGCUCUGCACACAAUGUCCAAGCUGGAUUAAUACUUGCCGCCACUAGAAUGCUACAACUUAUGAUCAUAAUCAGCAACAAUGGAUAUUUAUGACUAAUUGAGCCAAGGAAUUAAGAUUGAUAUUUUGUCCAGUCAGAAAGCAGGUUGGCAUCUUCUAGUAUGCAACAAAACAAGCCAUUACAAGCUGUUAGGAGCGGAUUUCCUGAACCCAAUAAUCAGGCUCAACGCCUGUUUAAAUGAAUGGGUUCAUGAAUGUUUAGGAACUAAUUCAACCCCGUCUAGUAAAAAAGAAGGCUAUAAAAUCACAUGCAAAGAAUUAUAUACAAAAUAUUACAUUAAGCUCUGAGGGCCAAACUUCAAAAUUCAUAACUCAAGACUUAUUUGCAAGGUUCCACGAAAUUAACGCAAGUUUUAAAGUUGUGCAAGGAAACACAACUCGAACUGGGAAAAGUUGAGAAUGAUCCAAAUUCCAGUUUUCUUUACUUUUAAUGGCCCAGAUGUGUUGUUUGACUUUUAUUUGUGUACUUAACCACCACGCAGACAUGAGUGUUGCUGGACAACCAACCAAACAGAGCAAACACGGAGUCAGCUUUCUACUUUUACAACACUCCCCACUCCAAAAACACAGAUGACACCAAUACAUAAGAGCGUCUUUACUCCGAGUAGAUAAGCUGGCAACUUUAAAUGGAAAUAACACAACUCUUUAUGUAUUGAUGGCCUUAAUAUUUAUUGAUGCACUUAAUUUGAAACUGCUCUCUAUAUUAUGCUGCCCCUUAACCAAUAAGGAUGUGCAGUGUCUGGAUUCUCCCAGCAGGCUGUGCUCUGUGCAACGAUAUAUAUCCACCGUAUGGCACUGAGUGUGUGUCACUGCUUCUAUUUGAGCAACGUUCAGUCAGUCAGACAGGGCAUUUGUAAUGUAGAAAAAUAAUGGUAACAUUUUAUUAAAGCCACAAGUUUCAAUGUGUUUAUUUGCAGCAGGUACAAUGAGUGAUGAUCUAAGGUACCCUGACGCAGUUACAAACUACAUGCCUGUGUACCUGAUAUUAGAUACAGCGACGAAAGACGUGCAGAACAUUUUGCCAAAGGAGAAUGGGUAUGAAUUUUCAAAAAGGGAAAGUUUCCCUCACUGUGGCUGCGCAGGAAUGUGAAGGCUGUUAAUCUUAAUCCCUGGAAUUUGUGAGGGGGCAAAGCUGAUUGUGUGACCUGCUGCCUGGCGGCCCGAGCCCCCCACCGGUCAGUGGACUAAUAGAGCAUUUCUUGACACGUUUGCAUCGAGAAACACUGUCAUACCUGAGACACACUGUUCCGUGUUUUGAGGUCUUCAUCAAAGCAAAGCAAAUCUAUGGGAUGAGUGUGGCUGAUUGCAGGUUGAAGUGUGUGUUACACGUGUCUUUUUCAAGCCUUAUCAGUAGAUUUAUAGAAGGCAAUUUCCUUCUUCCUCUGAAUCUCAUAUUUUACUUUGUGAGAAAAAGGGGAAAAAAAUAACAAUAAAUCCAACAGGCCUAGUUUGGAGUUACUAAUCUGUCUCCCCUCCAGCUCUCCCCCUGUUCUCUUGUUGCUGUCCCCCUCCUGGACUGACUGGCAUGUGUGCAGAAUGAAAAUGUGAGAGGCCUUUUGUCCUCGUUGGUUCCAAGUAACUGCUCGGCCCUCCGACAGGAGAAUAGGAGCUCUGGGAGAGCAGGUUUAACUCCUCUCAGUAGGAGGAGAGACACAUGGCUGUUUAAAGAGGAGCAGAAGAAGAAGAAGAAGAAGAAGAAGAAGACAGGGGUCCCCAUCAGCCUUGAGAUGCACUAGGUAUUUUUUAUCUAACCUCCUCAGUAGUUGCUCUUUUGCUAUCUUUUGCUAUCAAUGUAAAUCAGUUUUGAAAUGAGGAAUUCCUGUGAUAAGGCCGGGGCCUGCUUGCCAAGAAAUAUCAGAGUUUAAAGGCGAGCGGCAGUUUGGGUGGAAGUAUUAACAACAGCUAAACCUGACGGGGGAUUAUUGAGCCAUGAGGUGAAAACACACUGACUGAUUAUUUGGUCACUUUAUGUCACUCCCAAGUUUUCAAAGGACAAAUAAGUCAAGUCAUCGGAAACCAUUUUCUCUCUCCGAAAUGGAUUCGACCCGCAGCUCCUGAUGCCUGCUGAGCUGAGGGGAUUGUGAGGAGAGGACGCUGGUGGAGUUUACACAGUGCCCUGAAUGCAGGUAGACAGAGCGGCAGACGAACGUUGAGUGCAGGAUGGAGGAAACAGCAGAGGACAGAGGCAAGAUGACCAGCCAGCAGGCCCUGUGUGACCCUGACGAGAAGACCAGUAAACGCCCUGGCAUCUCCACUCUCAAACUAUUUAUUGUGGCGCUGUCCUUCGCCUGUUUCUCCAAGGCUCUGACGGGAACCUACAUGAAGAGCUCCAUCACUCAGAUUGAGAGACGUUUUGACCUCUCCAGCACGCACAUUGGACUCAUAGAUGGCAGCUUUGAGAUGGGCAACUUGUUGUUUCUCGCGGUGGUGAGCCAUUUUGGGGCCAAGCUGCAUCGACCCAGACUCAUCGCCAUGGGUUGUUUUCUCAUGGCCGUGGGGGCCUUCCUCACUGGGCUCACACACUUCUUCAUGGGACGCUACACGUACGACACAGUCAUUCAGGUUUUCCAGAAUGACAGUGUGAAUAUCAUGGCUUGCAUGGAUCCACUGAAAACGGACGACGUGCCCGAAAUUCAGAUAGAGCCCUCUGUGGAAGACAACGCAGCCUGUGUGAGAGAAUCGAGUUCGCACAUGUGGAUCUACGUGUUCCUCGGGAACGCACUGCGGGGGAUUGGAGAGACUCCGGUCACGCCUCUGGGCAUCUCCUACAUCGACGACUUUGCUAAAGCAGAAAACUCACCCUUCUAUAUUGCUUGUCUCCAGACCAUUACUCUCCUGGGCCCCAUGUUUGGUUUCCUCCUGGGUUCCUACUGUGCCAAACUCUAUGUUGACAUUGGAGAUGUUUCCAUGGACAGUGUGACCAUCACCCCUAAAGAUGCCCGCUGGGUGGGCGCCUGGUGGAUGGGCUUUCUGGUGUCGUCCGCCCUGCUGCUCAUCUCCAGCAUUCCGUUCUGGUUCCUGCCCCGCUCUCUGCCAAAGCAGGGGGGAGACAAGGGAAGCUGUGAGAACCCAGAGGGGACAGAGGGGACGACCUUCAACAACAAUCACAACCUCAAACUGACUGAAAUUGCUAAAGGGUUCCUUCCCUCGCUGAAGCGCCUGCUGGGAACUCCUGCCUACUUCCUGCUCCUCUGUGGGAGCAUCCUGAAGUUCAACUCUUUCAUCGGCCUGUUCACCUUCAAAGCCAAAUACAUGGAGCAACAGUUUGGACAGUCUGCAUCCAGAGCCAACUUCCUCAUAGGUGUGCUGAACCUUCCAGCCGUGGCAGUGGGGAUCUUCCUCGGGGGGCUGCUGAUGAAGAGGUACAAGCUGAGUCUGGUGUCAGGAGCUCAGCUGUCCUUCGCCACGUCAUUCAUGGCGUACCUCCUCCUGCUGCUGCAGUUUGGCACCAAGUGCGACAACAUUCCCGUGGCCGGGCUCACCAUCUCAUACAACGGGACGCAGAGUGUGUCAUCCACCAGCGAUAUGCUCUUCUCAGAGUGUAACAGAGACUGCUCGUGCUCGGCAGAGGAGUGGGACCCCGUGUGCUCAGACAGCGGCAUCACCUACAUCUCUCCGUGUAUGGCUGGCUGCCUCGGCUCCAGUGGAUACGGCAAGAACACAGUCUUUCACAACUGCAGCUGCGUGUCCGCCUCCUACCCAGCGGGCAGCAGUACGUCCGUGAGGCUGGGCCAGUGUCCGCAUGCCAAGGACUGCACCCGAAGCUUCACCUCCUACAUGGCCGUGUCUGUUCUCAGCUCCUUUAUCAACUCUCUGGGAGCCACACCAGGAUACAUGGUCAUCAUACGAUGUAUCUCACCAGAGCUCAAGUCCCUUGCGCUGGGUAUACAGACCCUGGUAACUAGGACUCUUGGUGGACUUCCUGCACCAGUGUAUUUUGGAGCCCUGAUUGAUUCAACUUGCCUGAAGUGGUCAAUCAAGAAGUGUGGGGGCAGAGGGGCAUGUCGCAUUUAUGACUCUGCGAUGUACAGAAUCAUCUUCCUGGGUCUGAUCACUUGUCUCAGUGGUUCCUCGUAUUUCUUCAUCAUUGCCGUCAUCAUCCUCCUCAGAAGACAAUUUCGGAAACCAGAGCGAGAGACGGAGAAGCAGCACAAAAAACCUUCAAAGGAAAUUGAACUUCGGGCCCCGUCCAAUCCCGCUGAGAAGAAGCCCCGCGCUCCUAAAACUCAGCAACUCACGCCUCGUGCUCCAAAAGUUUGUGCAAGGAUCGUAUUGGAACUGGAGGAGGGAGGGGAGGUUCAAGGAACAGAGCAGCCCUCCCAAGGUGGCAGACUCAUCUCCACAAAUAGCACCCAGGAGAGACUACAGCUCCAAUCCCUGACAGAGACCACUGUUGAGUUUGCUCCUCUUCCAAGUGCGGAAGCAAAGAUGGAGAUGGACGGGCAGGAGGAGGGGAUGAAAGAGGGAAAAGCAGAGUUUUCCAAAGCUAUGACUGCGCAGGUGGAAAAUGAGAAGCUGGAUCAUCCGACAGACGAAGAGAAUGAGUUGGAGAAAGAAACUACACAAAGUAAAGAAACCGGCGGCCCACAAAACUAAGGUGUUCGUCAAUGUUGUCUCCAACACAGGGUCAAACAAGGCCAACUAGACCCAUUCUAGAGAGGUCACCGAUUUGGGCACAUUUAAAUGAAAUGUCAAGAGGGAUUAUUUUCUUAGCAUGAAUUAUGCUAACAGUAUUUUUCCCCUUUGUAUUACCAGAUAGAGCUAUCAGUGGUGCCUUGUCCACAGCUGUAGAAACAUAGUACAAUACUUGGUAUACAAAUGGACAGCACUUGAUGUGCACACUGAACAACAGUCCCAAGCACUGACUGACUUAUAUGAUCAUGAUCACAAAGCCCAGACAGAAAUACAUGAAACUGACUGUUUCUCUUUAUGUCGACUCUUGAAUAUGUGACAUUAUUGUCACAUUAAAUUGUGCAGUCUCAAAUACGUCCGUGAAAACAGUGUUAAGAUCACGAUGUGAACGCAAAUAAUGUGGAAAUGAUGUUCCUGUUAGCUUCCUUCCUCGCAGGUGGUUUGUGUACUAAAAGUUCAAAUUAAGAACACA